GUGACUGGAGGUGUUGUUUGUUGAAUUUUAUAGUUGAUUGCCUCAUUUUAUGAGUCUUCUAACAUUCCGUUGAGCAAUGAAAUUGUGGUGCUUAUCACUUGUUUAGUGGCAAAACACUUUGUGCAAAUUUUCAUGAAUUUUUCAUCAAAUUGACCAAGCACUUCGAUCAUCGCUAUGGUGCGAGUUCUCUCAGUAUAUCAAUUCACUGAAGAGGGUGGAUUGACCAUUUCGGACGACAUAAAUGCCUCCUGCCUCGUGCCGCCGGAUAGAAUUGCCAUCGCCACAUCUGGUCUCGAUGUGGAGAUUCGCAGUCUUGCUGGCGACGCGAAGGAUUCCUUCACAUUUCCCGCUGUGGAUGAAAUUGAGGAGAUUCACUACUGCAGAAAUGGCAACUAUCUGGUGACGAUUGAGAGCAAGGAGGACAAUCGCAAUAUAAAGUGGCGAAUUGUGAGGAUUUACUGCAAUUGGGAUGGUGCGAGCAAAUCAAAGUCAAUGGCAAUCUUGAGGGCGAGAAUUGCUGGCAAAGUGACUCCCUCUGAUAAAUACAUCAAUUCCGAGGAUGUGGAAAUGAUAGAGCUGCCCCUGAAGACUCAGCCGCGCUGUGUGGCAUGUUGUCAGGUGACGGGCAACAUUGCCAUUGUGGCGGGCAACAAAGUCCUCUUCUACCAAUUCAGAUCCUGCAAAACGGACACGGGUCGGUACAACUACAUUGACUUCGUGGAGGUGCCCUUUUUCGUGGAGUUGAGCUUCUCACCGCAGAAGAUCACGCUGACUGAGGGCGUGAUUGCGUGCAUGAGUGACUUCACAUUCAACCUGUUCAAGAUCACAGAAGUUUACGAGCCCAGCAUCAGUGUGGACAUUUCGGAUGAGAGCUUCAGCUCAGACGCCAGCGGAUCGAUAAGGAUCAACACGAAGGACACUCUUGAUUUCCGUACGAUCUGCAAGCACAGCACGAUCAACAAGCAGAAGUUCAGAGUCCAAGUGGCGAGCGACAGCGAUGAAAAUGGGGCCAAUGUGGACGUUCGUCCGGAGAUCGUGCACGACAUGCUGAUCAUCCUGCGAUCGCUUCAGGACUCUGAAACACUGUCCAAGUACACUAUAAAGCCGCUGCUGCAGCUCAGAUUGCCCUGUCCAGUGUCACAGAAGCCAAUCUACGAGUCCUUCAAGAGCAUGUCCGUCAAUCCGCUGUACAUGAGGCGCGAGAUGUGCCCGGAGAAGAGCAGUGAGAACAUCUUUGGCUCGAAUUACUCCAGGAAUUUUGUGAGUGUGGCUCUGGUGGUGGCGACACAGCAAGACGGGUAUCUCUAUCAGUUCUACAACAAUGACGAGUGGCGCCAGAAUACAGACAUUCUCGCCACCUAUUCCUUCACAGCGCCCAUUGUAGAUCUCAUUCUGAAGGACUCUGUUCUGCACGUUCUCACGGAAGUUGGCGUGGAGACUUACACCCUGAGGAUUGGACAGAAGAUCUUCUACAGUCCAUGCGAGUAUUUCCUCAACUACUCAACCACUUUGGAUGUGAUUGGACCCAAUUUCAAUGAUCCCAUUUGCCUGCUGGGAAUCCACACGUUUUCCGGGGCAGAGAAAUUCAUCACAUCCUCGGGAAAUCUUGUCAUUUUCUCUCGCGAACGCAGACAGAGUCACUCUUGGCGGUUGAAAGUGCUGCAAGAGCCGAAGGCUGAGCAACUCUAUAGGAGUAUUGAGGGAUACGCUCUGAAGCACAGGGCGGAGAAUCCCAAAGUAUUUCUUCACCUCAUGGGAGAGAUUCACGUGAUGAUACGGACAGCCAAUGAGCUGGCCAGAAUGUCACCCGUGGAGAACAUGAGGAAUCAGGUGUCCUUGGCAAAAUUUCUAGAGCAUGGGGAUAAAGAAGUGGAGAAUUUAUUCCUGGAAUCAUGUCGGACUCUCGCUGAUUUCUUCGUUUUGUCAGCCAACGAGGAGGAAUUCUACAUGGCGUUGCCGUACUACUUGAUGGGAAAACUCUCCGUCGCGGACAUCUUCAAUCGCUGCAUUCAAUUUGAGCAGCUCGGAGUGUACUCGAUGGGCGGCAUAAUCUACACACUGAAGCAGCUUUUCCUUCGCCUCCAGCCAGGUUCUGAGGAGAUGAAUUUCCUCACUGGCGAUCGUGCAAAAACUCCUCUCAUGGACAAUAAUAACGGCAAUGAGAUGCGUGUCGAUAGAGAUGGUGGCUUCAUGAAGGCUCUCUUUGAUCUUCUGCUCAAGUACUCACCAGGAGACAUCACCACAAUUGCUCUUCAGUCGAGCACUUUUCUGAAUCGCAUGGGAGAGUACAUCCUGGACUUUCUGGAGGCGCGCGAGGAGAAGACCAAUGAGGAGAAGCUGUGUGUGGCACUGCAGUUGGUGCGAAAGAAGCGGGCAACAGUGGCCAGAUGUCUCAUUGAGACUAUCGACACGGAGAGUUUGUUGAGUAUCUUGAGCAAGAACUGGACGAUUCUCUUCGAGACGUCGAUGAACCACAAGAAUGGUCACUCCAUUGUGAUCUUCUCGGAAUUCACAGAACACUGUCUGUUGAUGUCCCAAUUGGAAUCCAUUCAGCGACUUACAGCGUCAGUUUUAAAGUAUCUCCUCGUGAAUCUUCAAGUUCUGCCCUUUGAGGUGUUGCUAAAGAUGCUGAUUGACUUCACGUCCUUGCGCAUUGGAUAUGCUGGCAGUGAGAUUGGGAAGAACAUUCUGAUGCUGACGUUGGAGAUGUACUUGGUGGAAUAUGUGGAGCAGAAGAAACUCUUUGUGGACCAGUCAGAAUCAUCAGAUUCUGCCUCAUUUAUCGUUACAACUUCUUCUGUGAGCAACACAACAAGGAGUGGCCACGCGGACAGCUCUAGAAAGAUGUCCUCGUCAAUGGCUUCCGAUGUGGACACAGCUCUGUCGAUCUUUGGCUCUGCAGCCACUGGAAAAGCCAUGAAGAUUCUGGUGAGAUCCCACUUGGGAUUCCUGAGCAGCCACAGCGCGGGUGUGAAGAAAGACAACGACUUGAAGGAGUAUUCCUUGAGUGAUUAUGACAUUCCUGAGAAGGAAAUUGAUGCUCUGUUCGAGUCCUUGAAGAGGUGCAAGGAUAUUCUGAAGGAGAAGUGCGUGGAUGAGACACUUGUCUUCAUGGAGAAGAGAUGGAAUUACUUGAAUCUAAUGCCGCCUCUUCAUGACAAUUUCCUGGAUUACCUCAUCAAGUUGAAGAAGGCGGAAAAUUCACCUGAUAAGCCCCAGGAUUUGGAGAUAAAUGUCGCUUGUGUGAAGCUACAAGCACUCCUGACCAGCGGAGAACUUCCGGAUGAAAUUGUGAAUGAAGUCUCCCAGUUUAUAUGCUCUAAUCCUAAUCUUAUUGGAAUUGAGAGUGUGAUUUCGUGUCUCCUACCCGUGUCGGAGUGCACAGAAUUCCUUGUUAAUGUGUGCCCUCAAUGCGUCCUGGAGUAUGGCAAGGAUCGAUUCACGCGCAACGAGGACUGGGCUUUUCUCAUCAACUGCCUUCAAGUGCAAACUUCCAAGGCCGGCGAUGCCACAGAGUCCAACGGAGGUCUUUUGCUGUUCUACCACCGUCUGCUGAAGGAGAUUCUCGAGUACAUCGCCAACACCAAACCACUCGAGACAGUGAUGAAGAUCUUUCCUGAGCACGAGAUCACCAAAAUACCGGACAAUGGUGCCACUGGGAGUUCUGGUGAGGGAAAGAAGCUGCAUUCUGGCCAUCAUCCGCACGAGCAGAGCGCCUUCAUCCAGUACAUUCGGGUGUCAGUGGAGCGCGAGCGGGCCAGGAAGCUGAGGCAGGUCAUUGUGGCGAAGAGCAAUUCUUUGAGCGCCAAAAUCAAUUUGUAAGGAAGACGGAUUUCCACGCAAAAUUUUUUAGCACAAAUUUGAUGUAGUCAAGUUUUCCAUGUUACAUUUUUAGAGAAAUUCUAUGGCAAUCUUCGCAGAUUUAUCGUGAAAAAAAAAUUCCUGAAUAUUGAGGAAGAAUAAAGUUGGA
This is a messenger RNA of Phlebotomus argentipes, 3970 nucleotides long. RefSeq lists its product as uncharacterized. The record is from RefSeq and is a predicted model, not a curated record. Gene Ontology annotation, biological process: organelle organization. Lineage: Eukaryota; Metazoa; Arthropoda; Insecta; Diptera; Psychodidae. Gene Ontology annotation, cellular component: cytoplasm. Bases 175 to 3822 code for a protein of 1215 amino acids. The transcript has 5 exons.